AUGUAUACUACUACUACUACUACUACUACUACUACUACUACUACUACUACUACUACUACUACUACUUCUACUACUACUACUACUACUACUACUACUACUACUACUACUACUACUACUACUACUACUACUACUACUACUACUACUACUACUACUACUACUACUACUACUACUACUACUACUACUACUACUACUACUACUACUACUACUACUACUACUACUACUACUACUACUACUACUACUACUACUACUACUACUACUACUACUACUACUACUACUACUACUACUACUACUACUACUACUACUACUACUACUACUACUACUACUACUACUACUACUACUACUACUACUACUACUACUACUACUACUACUACUACUACUACUACUACUACUACUACUACUACUACUACUACUACUACUACUACUACUACUACUACUACUACUACUACUACUAAAACUACUACUACUACUACUAAAACUACUACUACUACUACUAAAACUACUACUACAACUACUACUACUACUACAACUACUACUACUACUAAAACUACUACUACUACUACUACACAUUUUCUAAGAAAUAUAGCUAUGAUAUUUUUAGUAAAAUGA
This is a messenger RNA of Schistosoma margrebowiei, 606 nucleotides long. The record is from the annotation of a GenBank genome assembly. NCBI's taxonomy places the organism in Eukaryota, Metazoa, Platyhelminthes, Trematoda, Strigeidida, Schistosomatidae.